Messenger RNA from Physeter macrocephalus (sperm whale), 922 nucleotides. RefSeq names its product chromosome 7 C4orf36 homolog (gene C7H4orf36). The coding region runs from base 157 to 510 and encodes 117 amino acids. NCBI's taxonomy places the organism in Eukaryota, Metazoa, Chordata, Mammalia, Artiodactyla, Physeteridae. The record is from RefSeq and is a predicted model, not a curated record. The transcript has 4 exons.
CUUGAAGUGGGCCACGUUUUAAGUUCAGAGGUUUUUUUUUUUUGGUUUGUUUUAAGUUCAGAUUUUUGAAAAAGGAAAACCCUGGGAAGACAAAGUGAACAGAAUAUCUGAGUCAUUACAUCAGACAAUUAGGAAAUUGGACUGUAAUAAUUCACCAUGGCUUAUGGCUUGCCAAGAAAGAACGCAGUGGAAACCAUUUUGAGGUGCAGUUGUUAUAAAGUACAGGAACCCUGGGAACUUGUAUUACUCACAAAGACCUGGUACACAAACCUAGCCAACAUCAAGUUGCCUUUCUUGGAAGAAAUUGCAUUUGAUAGUUCUAUACACCUCAAAAAAUGUAAAACCAUUAAGGAUGGUGUGCUCCCUUCAGCAGAAUCCAUCCAACUUGAAAGGGAGUAUGAAAUGAAGCGCUUGAAUAACCUGAAAUGUGAGGAAAAUGCAGCCAAGGAAAUUCAGUUUUCCCUAAGAGAAAGGCCAGUUGGUUUGAGAAGACCUCUCCCACCUAAGUGACAGUCAUCUCCUAGUUGAAUCUGUACUCUGUGCUUUCUGCAUCCAAAGAGGAUGAAGGGCUCUGACCUUCCACUGUGUGAAGUUUGGUGCAGUCAUCUGAAUGCCCCCUGGUGGAUGAGCCAGCUCCCGUGGGUUGACAGCUCUGAACAGAUCUUCUGGGUCCCAGUCAUGUAUUUGUACCAUUGUAUCACAAGCAACAGUACUGUAAGUAAAUGAAAAUGUAGCUGGCAUCGAGUCAUUUGUGCUAUUCAUUUUGAUUUUUGUAAAGUUGCACUAAGGAAAAAGGAAAAUCCUUGUCAGAGGCAUCCCCCCAACAAGAGACAUUAUUUUGAAGAAUAUUUUGAAUUUUCAUCUUUGAGACCCCAAGGAGGUACCAAGAAAGGAGAGAGGGAAUUAUUUAUAAAAUGAUUAA